Molecule: messenger RNA, 1020 nt
Organism: Pelobates fuscus (common spadefoot toad)
Lineage: Eukaryota; Metazoa; Chordata; Amphibia; Anura; Pelobatidae
Product: ficolin-2-like
Exons: 8
Coding region: 63-992 (309 amino acids)
Biological process (GO): complement activation, lectin pathway
Molecular function (GO): signaling receptor binding; carbohydrate derivative binding; antigen binding
Source: RefSeq, a predicted model, not a curated record
GUUCUGCAAUUCCUAAGACUCUUUUUCUCUGCUGAAAACAAACUCAAGCGUGUAGAAGGAAAAUGAGGAACCAAUACAUGUCCAAGUGGUUUCCCAUAUCUUCAGCAAUCUGCCUACUAACCGUACUAAGUCAUGCUGAAGACAUAUGUCCAGAAGUCAAAAUUGUUGGAGUCGGAAGCGCGGACAAGUUAACUAUACUCAGAGGAUGUCCAGGUAGCCCAGGAUCUCCUGGUUCUAAAGGGGACAUUGGACCAUUAGGAGAAAAAGGACGAGAUGGAAUCCCUGGUGAAACUGGGCCUCCAGGACAAAAAGGAGAGAAAGGAGAAUCUGUUACACUCCCUUCAAUGUAUGCUGCCAGGAACUGUAAGGAGCUGUUGGAUCAGGGCUCGGUUCUCAGUGACUGGUACACCAUAUACCCAGAUGGUGAAACUCCACUGAAGGUGCUGUGUGAUAUGGGCACUGACGGAGGAGGCUGGAUAGUUUUCCAAAGACGUUGGGAUGGAUCAGUUAAUUUUUUUCGUGACUGGAAAACAUACAAAAAGGGGUUUGGCAGCCGCCUGAACGAGUUUUGGUUGGGGAACGAUAAUCUUCACAUGUUAACCUCUGCAGGCACAUGGGAGCUCCGUGUUGAUCUACUAGACUUUGAGAACACAAAGCACUUUGCCAAAUACUCAUCCUUUCGAAUUCAGGGAGAGUCGGAGAAGUACAAAUUAUUACUUGGCGAGUUCACUCAUGGUAAUGCAGGAGAUUCCCUAACAUUCCAAAAUAAUAUGAUGUUUUCCACCUACGACCAAGAUAACGAUGCAGAUUCAAUAAAUUGUGCUGGAACACACAAGGGUGCUUGGUGGUAUAAUAAAUGUCACUACUCAAACCUAAAUGGUCAAUAUUUGUUAGGGGUGCACAGCACGUAUGCGGAUGGAAUCAACUGGAGAACUGGCAAAGGUUAUAACUAUUCUUACAAGUACUCUGAAAUUAAAAUACGACCUGUGUAAAAACAAAAUAAAUAAAUAGUAAAAUUAU